Eimeria acervulina is the source of this 1062-nucleotide messenger RNA. RefSeq names its product exonuclease, putative. The transcript is spliced from 2 exons. Lineage: Eukaryota; Apicomplexa; Conoidasida; Eucoccidiorida; Eimeriidae. The annotation marks the transcript as partial. The record is from RefSeq and is a predicted model, not a curated record.
GAGAAGGCCUUCUGCGGCUUAGGCGCGAAGCAGCUGCGAGCAGAUGCAGCAGCAGCAGCAGCAGCAGCAGCAGCAAACAUUAAGGAGACCCAAAAUAAGCUGAUUGGAAACAAUGCAGUGAAGGAGACAGCAGCAAAUGAGACAGAAAGACAUACACAAAAAGCAACGGGAAUUACAGUACGCAUUGCUACAAGACCGCCUGCUGCUGCUGCUGCUGCUCCUGCUGCUGCUGCUCCUGCUGCUGCUGCUGCGUCUAUGCAGCAGAAGGAGGGAAGCAAACUGGUAGCAGGCCCUCCUCCAGAUGUUCUGCAUGCGUUUGACGCCUUUGCUGCUCCUGCUGCGGUCGCGAGCAGCAGCAGCAGCAGCAGCAAAGAGACUGAAGCAGCAACAACUGCAGCAGCUGCUGCUGAAGGACCCCACGAAAGUAUUAAGGAGGCCAAGCGGCUGCUGCGGGACAUGAAGCACCAGGGAUUCGCACUGAAUGGAGUUGCAUGCGCGUUUGCUGCAACAGCAACAGCAACAGCAGCAGCAGCAGCAGCAGCAGCAACAGCAGCAGCAACACCAGACCCAGGCUGCAUAGACACCGCAGCCUCGGAGACAGAGACAGGGCACAACACUUUGCUGCGCCCCACGAAGAUCACCAGCAGCAGCAGCAGCCUUCUUCAGUUUGCUGCAGCAACAAGAGAGCAGCGCAACAAAGCGCUUCUCAGGGGCCCCACAGCAGCAGCAGCAGCAGCAGCAGCAGGGCGUAGAGAUAUCAUCACUAAGACCCGCUUCGCCCACCGGACAAAACUCAUUUCUGCUGCUGAGCGAUCUGCUGCUCCUUUCAUUUCCCUCAAGUCAUCUGCUGCAGCAGCAGCAGCAACAGCAGCAGCAGAAGGCACAGCAGCAGAAACCGCUGCAGCUGCCGAUCCAACGGCAGGGACUGCUGCUGCAGCAGCGGGGGAAGCAGCAGGUGAACCAUUACCAGCAGCAGCAGCAGCAGCAGCAACAGACGAGGGAGAGAGCUUGAAUGUGUCUCUGCUCGUAGGAGAGGCCGCAGAGGGAUUUGCACUUACAUAA